GCCUCCAGGGGCGGAAACCCUGGGAGGCAAAUACACCGCCCCAGACGGAGAGCGCCGCCCAGAGCGGGACGAGAACAGACGGUCCGAAGACAACGCCCCCCAGGUCGCCUGGAAGCCCCCGGAGCGACCCCGGGGGCGGCAUGGAGUGUGCGGGGGCCGGGGCAACCGCUCUUUGGUUGGGGGCGAUGCAGACACGGGCCCCGCGGGGCUUCCUCCUUCUCCUCCUCUUCCUCCCGCUGCUGCCGCCACGCGGCGCCUCCGCCGGGAGCCUGCACGGCCCAGGCCUGUCCGAGUGCUUCCAGGUGAAUGGCGCCGACUACCGCGGCCACCAGAACCGCACGGGUCCGCGCGGGGCCGGCCGCCCGUGCCUGUUCUGGGACCAGACGCAGCAGCACAGCUACAGCAGCGCCAGCGACCCCCAGGGCCGCUGGGGGCUGGGCCCGCACAACUUCUGCCGGAACCCCGACGGCGAUGUGCAGCCGUGGUGCUACGUAGCCGAGACAGAGGAGGGCAUCUACUGGCGCUACUGCGACAUCCCCACGUGCCACAUGCCCGGAUACCUGGGCUGCUUCGUGGAUUCGGGGGCACCCCCCGCCCUCAGCGGCCCCAGCGGCACCUCAACGAAGCUCACGGUCCAGGUGUGCCUUCGCUUCUGCCGCAUGAAGGGCUACCAGCUGGCGGGCGUGGAGGCUGGCUACGCCUGCUUCUGUGGCUCUGAAAGCGACCUGGAUCGGGGACGCCCGGCCCCAGCUACCGACUGUGACCAGAUUUGCUUCGGCCACCCGGGCCAGCUGUGCGGCGGCGACGGCCGUCUGGGCAUCUACGAAGUGUCCGUGGGCUCCUGCCAGGGCAACUGGACCGCUCCUCAGGGCGUCGUCUACUCCCCGGACUUCCCGGACGAGUACGGGCCGGAUCGGAACUGCAGCUGGGCGCUGAGCCCGCCGGGCGCCGCGCUGGAGCUCACCUUCCGACUCUUCGAGCUGGCCGACCCGCGCGACCGGCUGGAGCUGCGCGACGCCGCCUCGGGCAGCCUUCUCCGCGCCUUCGACGGCGCCCGCCCGCCGCCGCCCGGGCCGCUGCGCUUGCGCGCCGCCGCGCUGCUGCUCACCUUCCGCAGCGACGCGCGCGGCCACGCGCAGGGCUUCGCGCUCACCUACCGCGGGCUGCAGGACGCCGCUGACGACCCGGCGCCCCAGGGCUCGGCGCAGACCCCCGCAGCGCCCCCCGACUGGGCCAACGUGAGCUGCAGCCCCCGGCCUGGGACUCCGGAGGCCGCGAUGGGGGGAGCUGUCUGCUGGCUCCGGGGAAAGGCCCCCCGGCGUUGGGGCCUUCCCGGGGCCCCGGGAGAAGCUGGGCUGUGUGGUACCGCCGGCCUCGAGGGGUGGCCCUGCCCUGCCCUCCCGGGGACCCUCAGGCUGAGGGUCUAGCCACGAGUUACCGGCCCCUGAGCGCCUCCAGCCAGAGUUCCCUGCGCUCGCUCAUCUCUGCUCUCUGACUCGGGACCCCCAGGGUCCACUGGACCCUCCCCAGCGGGAUGGACACCUGAGACUUCAUGCCGCACUCUGCAUUGACCUUCCGCCCCUGUAAGGGCAUCUCUGUCCCUGGUCAUCCGUGGAGGCCAGGCAUUGGACAGGAAGCAUCUGAUGCUGUUAUUGAGAACUUGGUCUGACCCUCGGGGUCCAGAUGGUUGAGGCC
Molecule: messenger RNA, 1695 nt
Organism: Odobenus rosmarus divergens (Pacific walrus)
Lineage: Eukaryota; Metazoa; Chordata; Mammalia; Carnivora; Odobenidae
Gene: KREMEN2
Product: kringle containing transmembrane protein 2
Exons: 8
Coding region: 141-1427 (428 amino acids)
Biological process (GO): multicellular organism development; Wnt signaling pathway
Cellular component (GO): plasma membrane
Molecular function (GO): serine-type endopeptidase activity
Source: RefSeq, a predicted model, not a curated record